Messenger RNA from Bursaphelenchus xylophilus (pine wood nematode), 2773 nucleotides. NCBI's taxonomy places the organism in Eukaryota, Metazoa, Nematoda, Chromadorea, Rhabditida, Aphelenchoididae. The record is from the annotation of a GenBank genome assembly.
AUGCCUGGAAGUUGGACAUCGAAUUUGCUCAGUUUUGUUACGGGGAGUGUAAGUGUUGUCAGUUUUACAUUUCAUUUUGUUUUUAGAGGAAAAGACGCGCCCAAGAGGAUACUGAAGAAGAUGUGGAACCCGCAGUAUCUAAAAAAGCCAGAGCCGAGGUGGCGUUACUUGAAUCUGUGAGCAUUACAUUGAUUUGUUUUUGAUAUAUUUCUUUAAUUUAUUAUUUUUGCGUUAAGGCGCCGCCAGUGGUUUCAUCGUUUUCUUAUCGCGCUCCGAAUAAGAAUAUUACCCUCAACGACUCUUUGUUGUCGAUUCCCGACAGCUUCUCGUCGAAACCCCCGGUAUUUGACUUGAGGCACAAAAUUAAGACACCAUCGCGGACAAAAUCAAUUCUUGCCGAGCUUACCAAAUAUAGCUCAAAUCCUGUAAGUUUAUUUUAAAAUGCUUAAUAAUUUUUAAUGCUUUAAAUAUGCAUUUUUUGCAGAACUCUUCCAAGAACAAUCUUCAUUUGUUUGAAAAUAGUCGAUGGAUGGAUUCUUCGUCAAAGAGUGCAGCGGCGCUUCCGCCGAGAAGGUCUACAUUUACGCCAUCGAGAAUUCAACAGAUCUCGGCUAACAUGAACCGGACCUUCAAGGCUAAUAAGAGUUCAUGGAACUCGUCAUUGCUCAAUGAUACUGUUGCUAACGGGUCUAGGUUAACAAUGCCGAAGAAAGACGCUUCUUUUUCUAAUGAGUCUAAUACGCUCUUUCAAGAAAGUGAAGCCCGCUCUGAUAUUAGGGAGUUUGACAGUUCGGAUGAACCUCACACCGAAGUCGCCAAGGUUUCGAACGGCCCAACUACAAACAAGUUUGGGCUAACAGAUCUUGACAAUCUGGAUGGUAAGUCUUUCUAAAAAAGUUAUGGAAAUUUUAGGCAAUGAAGACGAACUGGUGUUCUCCUUUGAUCCGCCGGAGGUUAGGGCUCCAAGGAGAUAUUCGGUUAGUCCGUCUCCAACAGAAUCAUCAUCUAAAUCGGACCUCAAAAAGAACUCCUCUGAUUCCGAAUCUUCUUCCACUUCUGCAGAGAGUGAUGAUUUGGAAAUUAUCGAACCAAAGAAGCCGGAAGAACCUACGAAUGAUAUGUUGUCUAAGCCAGCUGGGAAAAGUAUUGCGUUUUUCUCAUUUUUUAUUCUUUUUUUAGAAGUCGGAGUCUUAAAGCCGGAGAAGUGGACUUGCAAAAAUUGUCUCAACAAGAACGAAAUUGAUUUGCAGCAAUGCAAGGGAUGCCAAUAUGAUAAGAAUGGAAAGAAAGCCGCGGAUAAAGUUGAACCUGUUUCAAAGCAAAUUCCGGAACCAGUUGUAACUUCUAUACCGACUACUGCAGGAAAACUAGGAAACCAGUGGGAAUGUCCGACAUGCAUGGUAAGGAAUAAACCCGAAGCUAGUGAAUGUCCUUGCUGUGGAACGGCUAAGCCUGGGGCUGCAGGAUCUGCCAGUGUGAUGGCUCCAAAACCGGCUGCACCUGCUUUUAAGCCAACGAAGUUCAGUUCAGAUGCGUCUAGUUUGAGUAAGUUGCUGCUUUUGAUGAUGAAAAUUUUGUUUAGAAAUCUUCGGAUUAGGUAAUGGAACUAGCUCGGGAUCUUCCUUGAUUUCUUUCGGGGUUACCGAAGCUAAGAACACCCCAGCAGCUACGACUGCUCAAUCCUCGGCUCCAUUGUUUGGUGGAUUGACGACGACUACAUCAAAUCCAUUGUUUUCGGGCUCGACUACGGUUGCGUCUUCAAUACCGUCGAUCCCCGUGUUUGGAGCUACUGUCUCAACAACUUCAACUCCCUCCGUAUCAUCUUCUAUUUCUUCGGUGUUGAAAGACGCUCCGAAGUUUCCAAGUUUGUCGUCAACAUCCACCACCAGCACCACUUCUCCGUUCGCUUUUGGUUCCACGGGUUCUUCCUCCAAUUCUUUAUGUGAGUUAAGGAUAUUUUUUAAGACUUUUUUUAGCUGUCUUUGGUUCAACAAGUAAUGCACCUGCCGUUUCCACGGCAGCUUCUUCAUCGGGCAAAGGGCCGUUUUUGUUCGGACAGAAUCCAGGUGGAACAUCGGAGCUGUUUCCGAAACCUUCGUCAGGAAGUUUUUUGUUUGGGGGCCAAAAUGGAACAUCAGGUAAAUAGAAAUUAUUCGCCCAUUUACCGUUAUUUUAUAGCAGUUCCCAAAGAUUCUUCCAAUACGGGUUUGUCGGGCGCCUCUGUCAGCAACGCGACUGCUUCCGUUUCGUCAUCAGGUAAGCAUGUUUGUGUAAUUUUUCUUUGUUAUCACGGGAGAAACCGAAAGGCCAUAUGUCUGAUUGGCAGAGUUAAAAAUAUUUAACUGUUUUAUAGGUUUCGACUUUGGAUCGUCUUCGCUGAAAUCAGGUUUCAAUUUUGGUGGUACAUCCACUUCGUCUAAAAUCGGGGACACCCCUGCCCCUGCCGCUCCAGCUCCAUUUGCUUUUGGAUCAGAUGCUUCAUCAAGUUCCAACGGUGCUGCUCCUGCCCCAGCUUCCGGUGCACGUAAGUUCUUGGGCUGAUUUUUAUUCUGACAUCUUUAUUUUUUAGCGUUCGUCUUCGGUGGAAAUCCGAAUCCUCCAGUUCUUGGAAAUGCGAAUAUGUUUGCUCCUCCAGCGUAAGUGCUCGUUAAAUUUAGUAAAUGCUUAUGGCCUUUUUAGACCUGCCGGAAACGUAUUUGCACCCGCUCCCGCUGCCGGCGGUCUAGCCGCAGGGCGGAAGAUACUAGCAGCCCGAAGAAAAAUGGGAAAGUAA